Molecule: messenger RNA, 909 nt
Organism: Tremella mesenterica DSM 1558
Lineage: Eukaryota; Fungi; Basidiomycota; Tremellomycetes; Tremellales; Tremellaceae
Exons: 4
Coding region: 1-909 (302 amino acids)
Source: RefSeq, a predicted model, not a curated record
AUGUAUCCCUCCCACUCUUCCCCCUCUGCUUCGUCAUCAUCAUGGUCAGAGCAGGAGCAGCGAGGUGUAUCAUCCACCGACACCACUGCCAUCGAUAUCGACGUCGACUUGUUGGCCCUUCUCACAACUUGUAUUCAUCCGCGGUUCCAUCUCCCCUCUUAUCACACCAUCUCCCAACAUCCAACCCUUGACUUGGAACACUCACCGUUGAACAAUGACCUGCCUGUUAUAAAUCAACCCAGAUCAAAAGCCGAGAAACAAAAGGAUAAGAAGAAGAGAAGGAAAGAGAGAGAGAGGUUGAGAGUCGAUCAAGGUUCUGAUUCACGUCUUUGUUCGUAUCACCCAACAGGGAUGGAUAUGGUAGAAUUCAAGCUGUUUUCUAAUGUACGCGACAUCUCUUUGGAUAAACCUUUGGAAGAGUAUCCAGUCCCAAUAAACCCUAGACAUAUUCCUUUAUCUCCCAGUACCACCAAUAGAAAAAGGAAAAUCAUACAAUCUUCUGUUUAUAAUCCUUCCAACGCACCACUCGAAUACACAUACACCCAUCAACCAUCAUCAUCUUCAAUCACCUACCGUCUGGAAUCUCCCAUUCAUUCCGAUAAAACCGUCACGAAGGAAACAAUCUCGAGCACUCGAGAAACAAGUGAUGCCUCGAUAUUGGACGCCGCCCCAAGGGAUUGGAGGGAAGUCAUUGGGCUACGGGUGGGGUUAUCCUUCGAAUAUAACAAUGAGAAAGGGAUUGACUCAUUGACACAAUACUUUCACGACGAUUCUUCACCGAAGAGGAUAUCCAUCCCAGCGUACCAGCGUGGACCUUCUGGAAACACAUCGGCACAUACAGCCCUCGAGUGGCAGAUGUAUGAUUGUUUGGAUACGCGACCUUUACUGAAAACAUGCUGGUUCACGUGA